Molecule: messenger RNA, 4097 nt
Organism: Schizosaccharomyces cryophilus OY26
Lineage: Eukaryota; Fungi; Ascomycota; Schizosaccharomycetes; Schizosaccharomycetales; Schizosaccharomycetaceae
Product: lgl family protein
Exons: 5
Coding region: 40-3057 (1005 amino acids)
Biological process (GO): establishment of cell polarity; regulation of exocytosis; regulation of protein secretion
Cellular component (GO): plasma membrane; cytoplasm
Molecular function (GO): GTPase activator activity; myosin II binding; syntaxin binding
Source: RefSeq, a predicted model, not a curated record
CUUCUUCAAGAGCAUCAAGGGGAACUGAAACAUGUGAAAAUGUCCUUUUUUAAAAAAUUCAGUAGGAAGAAAGAAUCUCCCGCUUUCAAGCCAUUUCAAAAGGCUUCAGAAAAAAGCGACCUUACAGGAGAUGCUUUCAUGGUCGAUGAUUAUAAUCGCUUUGGGUUCUAUGGAAACCCAACAAAAUGGUGCAUUGACCAUCAACAAGGAUUAUUAGCGAUCGCUUCUACCAGCAGAAGAAUAUACAUUUACGGGAAACUACAUACUCAACUUGUCAUUAUUCCUGACUGCAGUGAUGUUCUACAUCUCGUUAUGUGUGCAGGCCACUUAAUCAUCAUUGACAGCCAAAAUACAAUCUUAAGUUAUAAUUUAUUAAGGUCAAAAAAUCUUCAUACUCCUACCUCAACUUUUUAUCUGAGACUGAGAGUCAUGUGUACAGCUACGGAUCCUUCAAUUGAAUGGGUUUAUCUAGGAAUGAGUGAUGGUACUGUAAUCCCAUGGGACGUUACAAGACACCGACCUGGUGUCUACAAAAUCCCCAAUUUAUAUUCUCAAAGAUUGAGCGAAUGGAAACUCAUGGGAUAUCCUUACGCACCCGUAUCAAGCAGACUGUCACCUGUUAUAAGUAUUCAGAUCCAUCCAAAAGACCUUGGACUCUUGUUAGUCGCUUAUCCUGAAGGUGUGUUGUUGUUUUCUAUUCGUGAUGAAGAAGUUUUAAGGUUUUAUGAACUUGAAUAUGCAGCUGGAAGCACUGCGGCAACCAUGUCUACAAAACAUAGCUUUCGACGGCCUAUGGUGAAAGGUAUUCACUGGAGUCCUUGUGGUGAAUACUUUCUAUCUUUCUAUGAAGAUUCUGCUAUAGCCUUUUGGGAUACUGAAAAAGAAAUUCCUGUCCAAGUUAGAAAUUUUGUUGACUCCUAUAUUCAUACUUAUACUGCUAUGCAAAAACCAGCUCCGAAAACUGAUUUAGAAGCGAUCCAAUCUAUAAUUUGGUGCUGUCGUGAGGACGCUAAUUCAACCUUUCUUUUAAUGUUGGGUGGAUUACCUAAAGAUUCUCCAGUAAAAGGAAUCUCGAUGUUCAGUUUCCCUCAAACUCCAGGAAAGCAAAAUUUCAAUGCUUUAGCAGAGCAUUUUGCCAACCCAAGCUCUCAAAGAUUCUUUCCUUUUGUUGACGUUCCUUCUGCUCGUGAAAUGAUGGUAAUCUCAACAAUGUCUCCUUAUUACAAUGGCACCCAUAAUCCGAGAUAUCUUUUAAUGCUUUCUCAAACGGGAACUCUUUCACUCGUUGACCUGAUUUCUAGCGAGCCUGUUAACCUAAACAUGUGUGUUCCCCCUUCUCUGUGUUUCCUUGCUCCUGAUUUUCAGCUUGUCGACUUCCAAGCUGUUAAGAAAAACAUCUGGGAUCAAAUGGAAGAUUCUAUUCCUUUACAUCCACAUUAUUCAUCAUUUUCAGGAGGAUCACCUCACCCUGGUUACUUAAAAAAAUUAGAUGUACGUAACGUAUUAAUAACUUCGACUGGGCUCAGCCUUUCCCUAUGGGAUAUUUCUAAAGGAUUUAUGAAUCCGAAUAUCUGCGUAACUCUAGACUUUUCUGAAGUUAUGCGUAAACAUCUGACGCCAAGUGCAAAGAUUGUUAGUACCUCACUUUCUCCAACUAACUGCGAACUUUCUUGUGCUGAUAAUUUUGGUCGUGUAAUUAUCUGUCGUCUCAAAGACUCACUAAAUCCUUUACCAUUUCAACUUGCUUCUGGUAUUUUCCGCUUGGAUGAUAGCUUCGCAAUAGAUGGUACUCUUUAUGGUCAAUUUUGUAUUGAUUUAAAGCACGGGCCCGUCACGACCAACUGUAUGAGUAACAUAGGAUUUGUUUGCAUUGGAUAUGCCGAUGGCUCGUUAGCUGUUGUUGAUCUUAGAGGCCCUCAUAUAUUAUGCAAUACCUCUCUACCUGAACUCGGUAUCGAGAGAAAAUCCAAGUCAUCACCUACGGAAUAUGUCAACUCCGCUGAAUUUGUCAUUAUGAACUUAAAUAAUGAUGGAACAGCUUCGAUUCAUCUGAUAGCUGUGACUAACACAGGAAUAGCUUUGUCUUUUCAAAUUGGAAUGUCGGCAUCAGGAAACUACUCCAUAACAUUUUUAACUUACGAAAAGCUAGGUAUUCUUAACGUUUACAAUAUAGUACCUUUAACAGAAUCUGGACAACUUGCUACUGCUACAGGAACAGGGUUGCAGUCAUUGGGGACUCAGUCUGAUAAAAUUUAUUUAUUAUACGUUGGCGAAACAGGAAUGCGGCUCUAUUCUAGAUUUAGUAAAUGCUCAAGCAUGACAGAUUGGAGUAAACACACUUGUUACAAGGCAAGCGUUAUUUUUUCAACUGCUUCCAAACAAAUGGGAUCGGUAGCAUGUAUAAUGUCAAAUUUGAAUAUUUACUGGUACUCCUUGCCUAACUUAUCUGAAGAACGGCGUGCGAAAUUACCGGAUGAUAUAGAUGAGAGAAAGUUGAGGUUUGGUAAUAUAUUAGAAGACGGCGAUUAUGUGUUCCCAACGGUUGGCGGUACAGAAUUAGCAUUCGGAUGUGUGUUAGGAAUGGGAAGGAAAAUGUUUGCCUCUAUAUCUUGUAGCCUAAUAACCAAAGAUCCUUUGACGCUACCACCACGACCUACAAAAUCUACUUGGAAAUGGCUAAUGGGUGAACAAACAACGUCUGCGGAUGAAUUAAAUUUACUGCUUGGGGGUGAAUAUAGGACAGUUGGUAAGCCCAUUACAGAGUCUCAGGCUCCCAGAGUACCGCAGCAUGUUUCACAACAGAGUUCAACUGUACAGGGUACAUCUCCUAACGUUCAUGCGAGAGAAUUUGAUAAUAGGCGAUUACCUCAGCAGAAAAGUUAUUUCAGCCAGAUGAGCGAGCAAUUAAGUGAAAGAGGGAAAAUGCUAGGAAAUAUUGAGAGUACGAUGGACGACUUAGAAGAAAUGAGCGCAGAUUGGUUGAACGAAAUAAAAAAGUCAGUAGCUUCCACUAAGAAGGAUAUGUUGAUAUCAGGACUUAAAAGUUAUUUACCUUGAAUAUGUUAAUUUAUUUACAGCCGUUUUCAUAGUAAAAAAGGUUACUAAUUAUGAUGUUUUAAAACAUUGAAUAAAAAUGUUUUUAAAAUAAUCCUUUUACAUAAAAUCACAUCGUUUUUCCCUUGUAACUGAGAUUAUCAGGUAACUCUUCAAAAUUUAGGAACUUAGAUAUGGACAAUUACAGCUUUUUUUAUUUAUUUAUUUUUGUCGACAAGACAACAGCCUUCUUAGGUUUUCAGCUUCAUUCGAACAAUGUUUCUCCAAAGCUCGUCAUCAUCUUCUUCGUUUGCAACGUGCUUAGAAUCUUCUAUGUUUGGGAUAGGUUCCUCUUCAAUAUUUGCCUCAUCAGAACUUUCUGAAUUCGAUGAACUGUCGGAAGUAUCUUUGCCUACGGCGACCGGUUUAUGAUUCAGAUUUCCCUGAGUCCAAAGAUCGUCUGGAUCUAUAUUUCUUUGCUCGUGAUAUGAUGCUUCCAUAUCUUCCAAAUAUUGUUUUUCUUUUUCUUGAAUUUCAUCAGCGUCUUUACACUGAGCGUAAAUAUCUAAAAGUUCUUCAUUUACAUCAAAAAAAGCAUGACCCCAUUUAAAAUUCUCCAUCAAUAAUCGCGCCUCAUCCUUAUACCCAACAAUGUACAUACAAGCUGCCAGUGCCUCUGCACAAUUUAACCUCCAAGGACGUCCAUAGUUGAUAGGAUUGGUAGCAACCAAGUAGGGCAGUAAUCGUUCGCAACGGCCUCCAAUUCUUGAAAAAGGGAUUUCAUCAAUCUUAGCCCAAGAACACUCAACGACACUUGCACCACCGUUAUCAAAAAAUUCUCUAUCAGCAGGUGAAACUGUCAAUUUGCCGUUUGGCCUAAGGAAGUUAGCUUUCGUUUAUAAAGUUUUACAGAUUUUGUGCGAGAAUGCCCGAUUCUUUUCUCAAACCGCUUUUCAAGCAAAAACAAAUAAAUAAAUAAAUAACUUACGUAAGCACAACCCCUUUAAACUUUUGACCAAUUCGCAAAUUCCGUAUGCAACCAAGUCGUUCUAACCUCUUUCCGG